Molecule: messenger RNA, 1534 nt
Organism: Aspergillus heteromorphus CBS 117.55
Lineage: Eukaryota; Fungi; Ascomycota; Eurotiomycetes; Eurotiales; Aspergillaceae
Product: ubiquitin-specific protease OTU1
Exons: 2
Coding region: 214-1200 (328 amino acids)
Biological process (GO): endoplasmic reticulum unfolded protein response; protein deubiquitination
Cellular component (GO): cytosol; nucleus
Molecular function (GO): cysteine-type deubiquitinase activity
Source: RefSeq, a predicted model, not a curated record
CGGUUAUCAUGGUACUACAAUUGUUUAAGCGCCUCAAUUAACUGCUGGUCAAUCGUCGUCAUCCAUCCCCGCCCAGUACCUUGUACUUUAUCUUACCAUCGGCACCUGCAGCCACCCACGUCCGUUUGCUUGCCAGUUCUCCCGGAUCCUUCUCCGACUCGAACACCAUCCAUCAGCUCUAGUUCCCAAUCCCCUCCGGCUACGUCACGGAGGAUGAGGAUCCGGAUCCGUGGUCCCGGGGGACAGACCAUGGUCACGUUGGAUGACGACGCGACAAUUGAUGACCUUCGCAGUCAGAUCGCAGAGAAAACAGGGCUAGCCACUUAUGAUGUGAAGUAUGGAUAUCCCAAUAUCAAGCCAUUGCUGCUGGAGGGGUUUCUAUCGGACCAGAGGAUUGUAGAUCUCGGGGUCAUCUUGAACGGGGAACAACUCAUCGUCAGCAAGAAAGAAGACUUGAUUCAAGCAGUAAGCAGCAACAGCGACGAACCUCCAACGACGAAGAAACCACUGUCCCAGAACUCACACGUCGGGAAAAGGUCCCCCGAUGACCCGCCAGAGGUUGCUUCCCCCCAGCAUAGCGGCACUUUCGUUCUCCGUAUUAUGCCUGAUGACAACUCCUGCUUGUUCCGUGCAGUGAGCAGUGCGAAUAUGGGGGGUGUGGAUGUCAUGACAGAGUUGCGAUCUGUCGUCGCACAGGCUAUCCAGGCCAACCCAGAUCUUUAUUCUGAGGCAGUGCUUGAGAAGAAGCCCGACGACUACUGCCGCUGGAUCCAGAAUGAGGACUCGUGGGGUGGCGGUAUUGAACUAAGCAUUUUGAGCAAGCAUUUCGAUAUUGAAAUAUGUUCGAUAGAUGUGCAGACCCUCCGGGUCGAUCGAUUUAACGAGGGCCGCCCAUUACGAUGUAUCCUUGUCUAUUCAGGAAUUCACUACGAUGCAAUUGCCUUGUCGCCUUCGAGUUCUCCUUUCACACGCACCGAUGCCCCUCCUGAGUUUGACACCAUGGUCUUCGAUGCGCAAGACCCGAUAGUGCUUGAGAAGUCGCUGGAGCUUUGUCAGGUUUUGCAGAACAAGCAUUACUACACCGACACGGCCUCGUUUCAUCUCCACUGCAACGUAUGUGGUCGGACAUUCAUCGGCGAAAAGGGUGCCACCCAGCAUGCUGAACAAACUGGGCACGCUGAUUUCGGGGAGGCUGGCUAAAUCCGGGGUGUUAGUUCUCGAAUUUUAUAUAUACGACCCACAAAUGUCACCAGUCUAUCUGGGAACGCGUCUUCUUGCCUUGAUUGAGAAUACACCUUAUCGCUCUUGUUCUUUCUCCUAUUAUCCAAUCUGGCCCCUCCAUACCAUUUCUCACUUUGUACCGACCCCCCGCUUGUGUGGAUUUUUGGACAGACUUUAGACGCUAAGUAUUGAUUGUCCGGCCAAUAGGUGUAUAAACCAGAUGGGUAUUUACUAUUGUCAAUAGCGGGUGAUCAAUGCCCGGCCUUUUGUGGUUCUAUCGCGUCAUAAUCAUAAAUUACACCAAGGGCUCUAU